AUGCAUUUUUAUAGUCCAUCAAUCCAUCAAGCUAUCUUUUCACAUUCUCUUGGUGUCAUCAAAGUCCAUUUGGUCUUCUUACAACAGUUGCCAGUGGCGAGUUCUAUUGCUUUGAAAGACGAAGAUCAACAUUUGAAUUUGGCUACCUGCAAGUCAUCUCUUUAUCGGUGGAUCUUCAGAGCAAUGUUUUUUUAUCGGUGCCAUGGCGGAUCUCAUUCCUCAAGUACUUGUAUGGAUACCUUGGACGUUCUCUUGGCAAGUCAAUAUUCUCGCGUAUGCUAUUUCGUCAAGACCGGAUUUAUUUGUUGCGGUGCAUGA
Molecule: messenger RNA, 318 nt
Organism: Lichtheimia ornata
Lineage: Eukaryota; Fungi; Mucoromycota; Mucoromycetes; Mucorales; Lichtheimiaceae
Exons: 2
Coding region: 1-318 (105 amino acids)
Source: RefSeq, a predicted model, not a curated record